This is a messenger RNA of Sesamum indicum (sesame), 1735 nucleotides long. It is a transcript of the gene BRD4, whose product is annotated as bromodomain 4. The record is from RefSeq and is a predicted model, not a curated record. Gene Ontology annotation, molecular function: protein binding. Lineage: Eukaryota; Viridiplantae; Streptophyta; Magnoliopsida; Lamiales; Pedaliaceae.
UUUCUUUGUUUUCCGUGUCGGAGAAUUCCUUCUUUCCGUCGGUGGGGAGCGUCGGGUUCACGCUCACGGGGUGAAUGGACGUUGUUGAGAGAGAGUCGGUUGGCGGAAAUUCGAAAGUUUCUGAAAGCGCUUCUUUUGGAUGGGGGCGGAGGCCGCGGUGUUGGGCCCCAAGACGGGUUGGGGCACGUGGGAGGAGCUUAUCCUUGGAGGCGCUGUUUUGAGGCACGGCACUCGAGACUGGAACGUCGUCGCUUCGGAGCUUCAAGCCCGUACCCUUUAUCCCCAUUCUUUCACCCCCGAGGUUUGUAAAGCCAAGUAUGAGGACUUGCUGAGGCGUUAUUGUGGCUCCACGGCUUGGUUUGAAGAGCUGAGAAAACGACGAGUGGCAGAGCUAAAGAGAGAACUGGCAAGAUCUGAAGAUUCAAUAGGGUCACUGGAGUCAAAAAUUAAAUCUCUGGAGGCAGAGAAACAAAGUUCCAAUCAUGCAGAUUAUGGUUCAAGCCAGACUGAAUCACCUUUACCUGCAUUAAACUCAGAUGGCACCGAGUCCUCCGGCAAAGAGGUAUCGAAGGAUGAAUACUCUGCUGGAAGCUUCACCAAAGACACCAGGACAAGGACAAGUUGGUUAUGCGAACGCCAUCCUCAAGAGAUGGAGACAGAUACAAAGCCUGAUGUGUCAGUUUCUUCUGAGCAGGAUAAAGAUUUAAGCAUCGGGAAGGUGGUUGGAGUGGGUUAUGGGCAAGGAGUGACUAUUAGGAAGAGACGAGGUCAGAGAAAGAGGAAGGAUUGUAAUCGGGCUGUUAAAGAAGCUAGUGUGGGUGAGAGCGACAACUUAGGUUCGUAUAACAUCACCUCUACUACACAGAAGGAAGCAUCCACCACUGAUUGUGCUCAGACAAUUAGAGACUCUUGCAUCAACAAUCGCAAUGGAGGUUCACACACUGUCAAGAGACACAACUUGAUGGAGAUAUUCCAAUCUGUUGCACGGAGCGAACCAGCAGCAGUCUUCAGACAUCGGAUGGACAGCCAGAAACGAGCGAGAUACAGGAAGGUUAUAAAGCAGCACCUGGAUAUUGGCACGAUAAGAUCAAGAAUAAUGGGGCAAUCCAUCAAAUCAGCAAAAGAACUCUUCCGCGAUCUGCUUUUGCUGGCAAACAAUGCCCUAGUCUUUUACUCGAGACGAACACGAGAGUACAAAUCAGCACUCUGUCUCAGGCAAUUGGUCAUGAAAGAGUACAAGCAGCAGUGCAGGGGUUCUUGCCAAGAAGCUACAUCAGCAUUUCUUCCAUUUAAUCCUCCGGUGAAGCCACGGAGCGCCCGCGCUCGCCCACGCCCCCGCCCUCCAUCAUGUAAAGAGAAGGUGGCGUCAGAGAAAUUGUUGCCCAAUGCUGAGAAAGUAGUUCCUCCCAGUAAUCCCAAGACAUCAGAAAAACCAUGCACGGAUAAAAAUGUAUCACUGAAAUCCUUGUUGAAGCCUAAGAAAGGAAUGAAGCGGCCGGGAAAAGGUAAACCUGAAUUGGCUGAUACACGACCCAAAACUUCUCCUGUAAAACAAAGAAAAAGAGUUAGAAAGUAAUGCAUUUUUAUCAACAUCGUCACCAACUCUGUGCAUAAAAGCAUGCUUGUAUAAAAAGAAUUCCCUAGGGUUCACACAUUAUGCGCCCUGUAGAGUUUACUGUCUAUAAUGCAACUUCCAUGCAAUUCUUGAUAUUCUAAUAAAGUGACCAUAAAAGCA